AUGUCUUCCUAUAUUAUCACGUGCAAGCCCGACGCAACCGACGACCAGGUUCAGGCCGUUAAGGACCACGCUAAGGAGCAAGGUGGCACUAUUGGACACGAGUACUCGCUGAUCAAGGGCUUUGCUGUUUCUUUCCCCGAGGAUACGGUUCACAGUCUCGACUCACACCCGCACGUGGAGCAUGUCGAGGCCGAUCAGGAAGUGAAGACGCAGUAA
Messenger RNA from Penicillium expansum, 216 nucleotides. RefSeq names its product Proteinase inhibitor, propeptide. Lineage: Eukaryota; Fungi; Ascomycota; Eurotiomycetes; Eurotiales; Aspergillaceae. The record is from RefSeq and is a predicted model, not a curated record. The coding region runs from base 1 to 216 and encodes 71 amino acids. Gene Ontology annotation, biological process: vacuole fusion, non-autophagic. The transcript has 4 exons. Gene Ontology annotation, molecular function: endopeptidase inhibitor activity.